UCAUCCUCUUUCACACUUCCGCUCCCUUCCUCCCGCAGCCCGAAGCCACCUGCGCAUCAUCAAGCAAUAUGGCAUUCUUUACGUAUAUGACUUUGCCGAUUCUAUUGGCUCUAGUUCCCAUUACAGCUUUUUCUUCCUUAGUAAUCUACCGCCUAUUCUUUCAUCCCCUCUCCAAGGUUCCCGGGCCGAAGCUUGCCGCCAUCUCCCGAUUUUACGACUUUUACUAUGACUGUAUCCAGGGCGGCAAAUUCUCAUUCCAUAUUGAAGGAUUGCAUGAAAUAUAUGGACCUAUCGUUCGCAUAGGACCCAAUGAAGUACAUAUACAAGAUCCAGACUUCUUUGAUGAAUUCUACAAUGUCACCAGUCGUCUUGAUAAAUAUCCCUGGUACUAUGCCUUCAUUGCGUCGCAAGAUGCCGGCUUUGGUACUUCAAAUGUCGACCUCCAUCGCGCUCGAAGAAAGGCCAUGAGCCGCUUCUUUGCAUCUUCAGCAAUUUCAAAUCUCGAAUCUUCAUCGAAAGAAAAGGUCCUGAAGCUAUGUCGCCGUCUGCGGCAGAUGCGACAAGAAGACAAACCGGUGAACCUUUCAAAUGCGUUUCGUUGUCUUGCUGCAGAUUCUGUGACGGAUUAUUGUCUACCAAAAGGCUUUGACCUGCUGGAUUCGGUCGACUUCGCAGACGACUACAACAAGCAAUCGCGGAUAAUCUCGCAGAUUGCUGUAUGGCAUCGGCAUAUUCCCAUCAUUAUCCCCAUAUUUAUGCGCAUGCCGAGAUCGUUCAUUGAAAAGACCUCGACUGAGGGUGGUGUGAUGGCAUUCGAUUUUCAAACGGAUUUGGCACGAAUGGCAGAAGCAGUGGUCAAAACCGAGAAGAGAAGCGAUCGAUCAGUCCUGGACGGGAUCGUUAACUCCGACGCCAUUCCAGAGAGCGACAAGACGGUCGACCGAAUCACGCAAGAAGCGCGCACACUCGUUGGUGCAGGGACCGAGACCACAGGCAUAUCCCUCGAAACCAUCACAUUCCAUGUCCUGUCGCACCCUGACGUGCUCCGGAAGCUAAAGGAAGAAUUGGCCAAAGCAGCGGAUGGGUCAAAAGGCGUCAAGGACCCUUUGGCGAAGUAUAGUACGGUGCAGCGCCUGUCCUAUCUCACUGCCGUCAUGAACGAAGGACUCCGACUGGCAAACAGCGUUUCCGGCCGACUUGCAAGAGUCAAUCCAUGUGCUGCCACCACGUAUAAGUCAUAUGUGUUGCCCCCAGGGACGGCCAUCAGCAUGUCGAUUAGGGAUAAUCAUCUAUCAGAAUCUGUGUUCCCCGAUGCCUUGUCGUUCAAGCCCGAGCGAUGGCUCGUGACGGGAGACGAGUUGAAACAUAUGGAGAAGUGUUUUGUCCCGUUUGGACGUGGCGGAAGAAGUUGCAUUGGGAAAGAGCUGGCAUUGAUGAACCUUUACCUGACACUUGCGAGCUUCUUCCACGAAUUCGAUGCCGAGCUGUUUGAGACGAGGAGGCAGGAUAUCGAGAUUGAGCAUGACUUCUUUUCCCCGUUUCCUUCUCUGGACUCGAAAGGUCUGCGGGUCAUGCUCAAGUAAGACGGAAUGGUAAGCUGUACUUCUGUAGACACUCAGAUACAGCGAGAUAUCAUCGGCGAACUUUCGUCACCGCAUUCGAAUACAUAUACCUAUAAGACCGCAUGUUAAAGUCAGCGCUGGCCAGUCGAAGGCGAAAGGCGUAGAAACGACGGUUGAUAGAAUACCUAGGUAUGUGGGAG
Molecule: messenger RNA, 1762 nt
Organism: Exophiala viscosa
Lineage: Eukaryota; Fungi; Ascomycota; Eurotiomycetes; Chaetothyriales; Herpotrichiellaceae
Product: cytochrome P450
Exons: 3
Coding region: 69-1583 (504 amino acids)
Molecular function (GO): monooxygenase activity; oxidoreductase activity, acting on paired donors, with incorporation or reduction of molecular oxygen; iron ion binding
Source: RefSeq, a predicted model, not a curated record